This is a messenger RNA of Alligator mississippiensis (American alligator), 2529 nucleotides long. It is a transcript of the gene DBF4, whose product is annotated as DBF4 zinc finger. Gene Ontology annotation, biological process: regulation of cell cycle phase transition; positive regulation of nuclear cell cycle DNA replication. The coding region runs from base 40 to 2175 and encodes 711 amino acids. The transcript has 12 exons. The record is from RefSeq and is a predicted model, not a curated record. Lineage: Eukaryota; Metazoa; Chordata; Crocodylia; Alligatoridae. Gene Ontology annotation, cellular component: Dbf4-dependent protein kinase complex; nucleus. Gene Ontology annotation, molecular function: zinc ion binding; protein serine/threonine kinase activator activity; nucleic acid binding.
AGGCGGCGGCGGCGCGGGGGUCCCGCCAGUGCUGGCACCAUGAGGCCGCUCGCGAUGAAAAUCAGCGGCCGCGCCCCACCGCCCGCAGGUGACAUGCAAGGAAAAACAGACAAAACAAGGCCCUCUCUGAGAACUCUGAAGAAAGACGCAGCCAAGCCAGAGCAAUCCAAGUACAAGCCACUUUACGGGAAGGUGUUUUACCUCGAUGUGCCGUCCAGCGUGAUUUCUGAAAAAUUAGAGAAGGAUCUUAAGGAACUAGGAGGGAGAGUGGAGGGAUUUCUCAGCAAGGAUAUCAGCUAUCUCAUUUCUAAUAAAAAGGAAGCCAAAUUUGCUCAGAGCCUUGGACAGAUUUCCCCAGUUCCUAGCCCAGAAUCUGCCCACUAUGGAGGAAACAGUUCACUUCAUCCUAGCAGCAGAAGAGAUCGAGAUGAUAGAAGUUCAUUUAAAAUGGCGGAUACAGUACGUGUGAGUAGAGGAAAAUCCUUAGUUGAAAAAGCAAUCAAAGAGCAGGAAUUAAUCCCCUCAGGUAGCAUACUGUCCAAUGCAUUGAGUUGGGGAGUGAAGAUACUUCAUGUUGAUGAUAUUAAAAAUUAUAUUGAACAAAAGAAAAAGGAGUUCUGUCUGAUCAAGAAAGAAGGCACUUCAGGCAAAGAUGUGGGAAAACGAUGCGCUAAUCAGAAAUCAAAAACAGGGAGACUGAAAAAUCCAUUUGUGAAGGUAGAAGACAGAAGCUGCCACUACAGACCAUUUUAUCUGCAGUUAUCCAGCUUUCCAGUUCUCAACUAUUCUGCUCCAAAGCCUUAUAGUCCAUUUGAGGCAGAUAAGAAGACUAAUGCCAGCCAAAAGCAAAUUCAGUCUAAACAAAGAAAUAAAACAAAUAGUGACAAAGACUGUGGUGGCAUUCCUGUGCAACUCCCUCUAAAGGACAAGAGAAAGAGAGGGUAUUGUGAAUGCUGUGUGAAGAAAUUCGAAGAUCUCCAAACUCACCUGGAAAGUGAACAGCACCAAAACUUUGCACAAAGUACCCAGUAUAAAGUUGUGGAUGAUAUCAUUUCCAAAUUUGUUUAUGACUUUGUGGAAUAUGGAAAUGAAACACAGAAAAGUAAAAGGACAAAAUGUAGUAUGGGAUGCUUUUCUCCUACUACCGGAAGUGUAACUAAUACAGGUGAACUAAAAGAUCAGCUGAAAAGGCAGAACAUUUCUUUGAAGCAUUACUCCUGGAAAGAUAAAAAAAUACAGGCACUAAAGCAAGAUUAUAAACAUAUAUCCUCAAGUUUUGUACAAAAACAUCCUUCUUGUUCUGAAUCAGUGUGUCAGAUUCUUGCAUGUCAUCUGUCUUGUGUUUCAGAAGUAGUAAGUAAAUUCAGAAAUGAUGAUGAAAAUGGUAAAGUGGAAGGUUCCUGUACUACAGCCUCAAAAAAGACUGAUUUAUCGCCAGAUUUAGUGCAGCUAUCUCCCCACAGAGACAAUGCAACAUAUGUAGAGAACUUACCUGAAGCUUAUGAACAUUGUAGUAAUAAAGCAUUUGAAACUGAAGUAAAUUUAGAUAGAAAGAAUUUACAAAGUGUACAGGCAGAUAUACCUACAUUAUGUACUCAUGCCCAAGGCACUGAUUUUAGUGAAAAAGACAAAAAUACAUCACAGUCAAAACGCAAAUUAAAUAACACUGUUAUUUUACCAGCAAAAUGUUUGAAGAAAACAAGUGCCACUUCAUCAUUUAACAAAAAAUAUAUUGAUUUUGUUGAUGAUCCCCUGCAGACAGAGCAUACUAUAGGUCUGAAGACCAAGCUACCACAUACUGUUACAGAUAAAGAACUUAAUGAACUAGCUGUUAAUUGUGCACAUAGCUCACCUUCUGGAAAGCUACAUAGAAAAGUAAAAUUUUCCUCAGGAAGACAUAAAAGAGGAAAUCGGAAACAGAAGCUGGAGUUGUGUGUAAAGCAAGCUGAAGAAUUGUCUGUUAAAGAAAUGAAAGACCACUGUUCGCCUGUGCAGACUCUUUGGGAAUUAUUUCAGACAAGUGAAGGGAAUUCAGAUUUUGUAGGUUUUAUUAGUUAUUCUGAGAACAAAGAUUCAACUGACAUGAAAGAGAUUUGCGAGGGACAAAAUACCAAUACACUGUGGUCGUUUUUUUCACCUUCCUCUUCAUCCUCAUCCACAUUUAUUGGAUUUUAAUGUUUCUUUAUUUAAAACAGCAGCUUCUGAAUAAACUCAAACUGAUAAGGAUUUAUUCAUGGAGUCUUUAAUGUAUUUUAAAUUAUGUACAGAUGUUCUUUGUGUUCAGUUUCUGGUAUACUGAGUGUGCAUGCAAAACCUUAUGCCUAUAAAUGUGAAGAAUAAAGGUAAUACAGAGAUUUUUUUUUCUUUAAAAAUUACCAGAGGUGGUAAAAAGGGUAUGACUUAGAGAUACUGUAUUUAUAUUAACUACUAAGCAAGAUCAAGAAACUUCAUAUAGUAACCUUUUUGUUAAUUUUGAAACCAUUGUUGGAUGUGAAUAAUUACUUCUGUAUUAUAAAUUGUUGAAAGUUG